AUGAGCUCGGCCACGGUUGAGGAAUUCGUCGAGCUACUCAACGCGGAACAACAUGUAGACCUUCAAAAGCUGCGAGACCUUGCUCGGCAUGGAGUGCAGCCAUCAGUGCGCGGCGAAGUCUGGCUCUAUCUCCUCGGUGUGCUCAGUGACGAUAAGGGUCAGGAGAUGACUUCGGUGCGCAGCAAAUACCUAGCCUACGAGGCGCUCGACAAACACAACCCCACACUCGAGAAACGUGUCCGCAGCGAAUGUCAGCGAUACUAUCAGAAGCGUCUAGGCACGCGAUCACCGCCAGGCCGAACAUUGAUGCGCAGCUCGAGAAGCGUGCUCUCGCGCAAACCAGGUGGAUUCUCGGCUGCUGGGCUCGGAUCUAGCUCGACUGGUGGACUUGCGCUAGGAAGAGACUAUAGCUUGGAUGCAUCAUCGUCUUCGCAGAAGAGCGUAUUGAUGAGGGGCUCGUCGAUCGGCGAAGGGCCGCACUCGGUAGUGUCUGGGUCAAACGUGCCAGCAUUGGCGACUUCGACGCUGAUGGGUUCAGACAGAGGACCGAACAGAGUCAAUGACGGUAGGAUCCAUGCUCUUGGCGGGAUUAUCGGUGAGAGCGGCGUCUCUGCAGCGAUGGAUGCCGACGAUCCGGAUGCAGCUGCCGCACUCGAGCUGAAGCGCUUCGGACGCAGUGUAGAGAACAUCAUCUGUGCGUUCAUGAACAGGUGUGCUGCUGCCGAGAAAGAGAGAAGGCGCGCUGCUCUUGCAGGUGGUGAAGGUGCACUUGCAAAUCAGUAUCUGUGUUCGGCCACUCAACGUCACAUCUCAGAUCCGUCCAGUAGUGCAUCGAAUCCAAACCAGACUGGAGAAAGUCGACAAGCGGAGGGAUCGAGAGGUGGGGCGCAACAUCACCGAGAUACCAAGGUUGAACAGUGGGAAGACGACCCCUUCAGGUCCAACAAGCUGGGAGAAGGCAGCAGCGGUACUGGCCUGUUCCAAGAUAGUGAUUGUGCAAGCUCGAGAUUCGACGGCAAUAGCCAUCCUGAUUCGUCACGCCAAGGACACAAUCACACGCACAAUAGCGGCACAACCUCACGGUCACGGUCACAGUCUCGAGCAGGGUCGAUGAGCGGAACAAGCAACGGUAUCAAUCCAGGCGCUCUUGGACUCAACCCCAACUCUAGCCGUGGCACUGCAAGCGUGGAAGAAGCAGUGCGAUCGCGUAUGCCUCGCGAGUACGAAUGGCAACCCCAAGUCAACGCUAGCAACGGCAGUGGUUCGGGCACAGCAGCUGAGUUCCAUCCUGCACUGGUAUACCUCUGUGCACCAUUCGUGCAAUGUGUCCGAGUCGAAGCGGGCAUGUAUUUUGCAUUCGAGAAGCUGAUGAUGCUGAUGGCGCGACAUAGUGCACGCAAUCCGCUGCCACGGCAAGUUGCGGCCUUUUUGACGCUUUUCAGGACAACGCUACCAGAACUGCAUUCGUACUUUGAAGAGGAAGAAGUGGAUAUCAUCGGAUUCGCAACGAAUUGGUUGCAGCAUCUGCUGGCGGGGGAGCUGAGGAUAGAGGAUCUGAUGCGAUUAUGGGAUACCUACUUUGCACUGCCAGACUUUUUGGAUCUGCAUCUGUAUGUGUGUAUAGCGAUCUUGACGAAUUGCAAGGAUUCGCUGGAGGAGCUGGACAGAUCAGAGACGAGGAGCAUGCUGGACAGUUUGCCACCUUUGGACAUUGAUCGGAUCAUCAAUGAGGCGAUCAAUAUUCGGCUAAGUCAUCAAAGGUCGCAGCGAACCGAUGAUCUCUAA
This is a messenger RNA of Ustilago hordei, 1785 nucleotides long. RefSeq lists its product as uncharacterized. The record is from RefSeq and is a predicted model, not a curated record. Lineage: Eukaryota; Fungi; Basidiomycota; Ustilaginomycetes; Ustilaginales; Ustilaginaceae. The transcript has 2 exons. The coding region runs from base 1 to 1785 and encodes 594 amino acids. Gene Ontology annotation, biological process: activation of GTPase activity. Gene Ontology annotation, molecular function: GTPase activator activity.